Molecule: messenger RNA, 400 nt
Organism: Paramecium primaurelia
Lineage: Eukaryota; Ciliophora; Oligohymenophorea; Peniculida; Parameciidae
Source: the annotation of a GenBank genome assembly
AUGGAUUUAAGAAAAGCAUUUUUAAUGGUUGGUAAAUAUCAACCUAAAAAAUAAAUCUUAUAUCAAAUGAUUGCAGAUUUUGAUUCUGAUUAAAGUGGUAUUAUUGAAUUUAGAGAAUUUGUUAGAAUGAUGUCUACACAUCCUGGUGAAAAAGAUACAGAUGAAGAUUUUAUAAAUGUUUUCUAUUAGAUUGAUUAAGAUUAUAAAGGUAAUAUUACUUUUAUUUUAAUAAGGUUAUAUAACAAUAGAUGAUUUAAGAGAAUUGUCUUCAGAAUGUAAUGAAAAUCUAAAGGAUGAACAAUUAUUAAGUAUUAUUUAAAGUUGUGAUUCUGAGGGCAAUGGAACCAUAAGAGAAAAACAAUUUGUUAGAUAUAUGAAAUCAUUACAAAAGAGAAGAUGA